Phanerochaete carnosa HHB-10118-sp is the source of this 2066-nucleotide messenger RNA. RefSeq lists its product as uncharacterized. NCBI's taxonomy places the organism in Eukaryota, Fungi, Basidiomycota, Agaricomycetes, Polyporales, Phanerochaetaceae. Gene Ontology annotation, molecular function: flavin adenine dinucleotide binding; oxidoreductase activity, acting on CH-OH group of donors. The transcript is spliced from 19 exons. The record is from RefSeq and is a predicted model, not a curated record. The coding region runs from base 1 to 1866 and encodes 621 amino acids.
AUGAUUAUCCCCGCUGAACAGUUGAGCAACCAGUCCUUCGACUACAUCAUCGUUGGCAAGUGUGUCGCCUGCACCGCUGGUCUUACGCUUGCCGCCCGCCUAGCCGAAGAGCCUAAUGUGAAGGUCCUCGUCUUGGAAGCCGGUCAGGCAAACAUCGACGAUCCCCAGCUGCUGCGCCCGGCUAUCUACGGUGUCCAUCUCGGAAAUGACUCCUACUCUUGGGACCACAAGACGAUCAAGCAAAAGCACGUCGAUGGCAGGGAAUCUAGCUGGCAUCGCGGCAAGGGUCUUGGUGGGUCUUCCAGCAUCAAUUUCCUGUGCUACACCAAGCCCCGGCUCGCGACAUCGAUGGGAUUUACAGACUUUGAGCGCCUUGGGAACCUUGGUUGGAACUGGAAGAAUCUCGAGCAGUACUUCCAGCGCUUCGAAGGAUUCUCCGAGCCGACAGAAGAAUACAAGAAGCGAACUGGCGUUAAGACAGAGACUUGGAACGUUGGUCGACAAGGUCCGCUCAAGAUUUCCUUCCCCGCGUCCAUCUCCGAAGCCGAAGUCAGGAUACAACAGGCCUUCCUGAACAAUAAUCUGCCGCCCCAAGGGUGUCACUUCCUUCCGAACAACUAUGAUCCCCAGAACCACAAGCGGACUUACGCUACGAACGCUUUCUACCUUCCGUACAAGGAUCGCCCGAACUACAAAGUUGCAGUCGGGGCCCAUGUCAACCGUGUACUGACGGAAAACACUCGCAAUAGCUCGUGGUCUGCUACCGGCGUUGAGUUCUUCGACGAAGCAAGUGGCAAGGUCCGGACUGUGAACGCGACGAAGGAGGUGAUCCUCAGCGCGGGUACUCUAAAGACGCCGCAGCUGCUGGAGCUUUCAGGUUUCGGCAGGAAGGAUGUGCUUGAGAAGAUUGACGUCCCAUUGAAGGUUGAGCUCCCUGGUGUCGGAGAGAACGUCCAGGAUCACAUUUUCCUCGGUAUAAGCUGGGAACUCAAAGACGACGUUCCAUUCGACACACUCGAUCUUCUCCGCGAUCCUGCCGUUGCCGCUAAGCAUCUCGAGCUCCAUGAAUCUGGAUCGGGCUUGCAUACGAUUGGCGUCAUCGGCUUCGCAUGGAACAGCUUCGAUAUGUUCGCACCGCAGGACAAGCAGGCCGAUAUAUACGACAAGAUGAAGGACGCUGUCGCAAAGAUCGACGACAAGGCACAUCCUGGAUUGCGGGAGCAGUUCGAGGUUGCGAUGGAGCGGUUCGAGCCCGGCAAGGCUGGCAGCCCCGGAUGCGAAUUCAUCAGCUUCCCCGGCUUCAUGAGUGGGCCCAAUACGCCUGAGCCCGGCAAGCGAUAUGCCAGCAUUCUCGUCGCUAUGAAUCACGGCUUCUCGCGUGGGACUAUCCACUCGACGUCUUCUGACCCGCGCAAGGAUCCGGAGAUAGACGCACACUACUUCGAGCAAAGCUUCGAUCUCAACAUCCACAUUGAGAUGCUGAGGUUUGCGCGCAAGGUGGCGAACACAUCGCCAAUGAAGGAGAUGGUCGUCAAGGAGGUCAAUCCUGGCCUCGAGAUCCAGACUGACGAGCAAUGGGGAGGUAUGGCCAUCUGUUUCCGCGCGAAAGACGAAGGCAGUGCUGACGAGAUGGCUGUAGAUUGGCUGAAAAAGACGUUCAGCACUACUUGGCACACCGCUGGCUCAUGUUCGAUGAUGCCGAGAGAGAAGAACGGCGUCGUUGAUACCAACCUCAAGGUCUACGGCACGAGCAACCUCCGUGUCGUCGACCUGUCUAUCAUCCCGCUGCACUUUGCCUCGCAUUCGCAAUCGACCGUAUACGCCAUUGCAGAGAAGGCUGCUGAUAUCAUCAAGGCUGCAGCCUAGACUGUCGUAGUUCUGCAAGAGUUCUCAGUCGUGCUAUGUAAGGCGUGGGGUGGAAUGUAUGUAUAAUUCGGGUCAAGUAUGUACCGUGGAUCCCGACGAGCAUCUUGCCGCGGCGCAGCGUUGUAAGAUGCCUCGACCAUCUACUAGCUCCUCGGAUCGUCCUUUAACAGCCUCUCGUUGGAUUCUGUUAAUGCGCUCUC